Raphanus sativus (radish) is the source of this 3895-nucleotide messenger RNA. RefSeq lists its product as uncharacterized. Lineage: Eukaryota; Viridiplantae; Streptophyta; Magnoliopsida; Brassicales; Brassicaceae. The record is from RefSeq and is a predicted model, not a curated record.
CGGAUUUUUGAUUACUUUUUUUUUGUCUACCAAUCCAAUCCAAUCCAACCACAAGCUUCCUUGACCUUCGUUGAAAAUUUUCCAAGCGGAGAUCAGUAUCCAAAAGGCUUCGUCUUGUCCCAAUUACGCUUAGCUUCCUCUCAAUUCCGUGUUUUGAUUCUUCUCCGCGAUUCUAGGGUUUUGCAGUUUCUAUUUUAGGGUUUGAUUCAUGGCUUGGGAUUAGUGUGCAAAGAGUAGACGAAGUCACGAAGGGGGGGGAUGAUGCUAGGAUCUGGUAACAGUUUGAGCAGGGGUACCGUAGGAUCCUCUUCUGAUACCCCUAAUUUAUCACAAGUCUUAACCUUGGAACCGAUCAGAUUAGGCAAUCAUCAAAGCUAUCCUCUCUCAGGAGAGCUUAGGAGGGUUCUCGGCGUUCCUAGUAGGGCUUCAUCAGAAGAUUCUUCUUUUGGAAUGUCCCAUCCUAAACCUUCUCCUCCUGUGGCAACAGAGGAGCUCAGGCAUUUCAAAGAAAGUGUACAAGUUACUUCCAGAGAGGCCGGGGAUCUAGUGAAGAAGCUAAGUGAAUCCAUAUUUAAGCUGGACAAAUAUGCGGAGACGUUCAGUUCAAAGAAACGGCGGCGGAAUGAUAUAUCCCCUGGUGAAAGGAUGGACGCAGCUAACUUGGAUAAGAUCAGAAACCAGGUUCCGAGAACACAAGACAGUAUGGCUCAGAGAUCUGAGGAGAGAAAAAAGAUGCUCGGAUUGAACAAGCGUGUUCGUACCCCAGUUGGAGAUGUGCGGGGGGAUGGUAGGGUUUCUACUCUUGCGCGGCAGCAGGUUAUAGAAAGGGGCUCUGAUUCACCUCCAAGUAUUCCUGGGGAAACAGUGCGAAUAGAGGAGAAGAUACGCAGGUUGCCUGUUGGUGGUGAAGGGUGGGAGACAAAAAUGAAAAGGAAGCGGUCAGUUGCAACUCUAGGCAAUAGAGUUAUGAAUAAUUCUGAUCAACGUGUCAUGCAGCCAAAGCCGACAGUUGACUCUAAGUUGCGUUCUUGUGACACCCAAAAUUUCAGAUUGAAAUCUUCCACCGGUGUGAGUGGAAUUAACAGGCUUGAGUCUUCAUUUGAGCCAGAGAGUCCAUGUAUGGGUGGAGUAUCCAGGAAUGAGUUGGAGACUGUUUCCAUAGCAAGGGACCGGUCAGUACUUGCUGAGCAGAGGCUUAUGGACAAGGGAAACAAUAAGAGAAACUUACAGAAUGAUAGCCCCACAAACAGCUCUACUGCAAUAUUGAAAGGAAAUGUUUCUAGGGCUCCAAGAACAGCAGUCGUUAUGGGUAUUGAUUCUUCAAUCAAAGUCGAGCCUCCAUCUGGAGUAUCACAAGGUUCAUCUGCGCAUGCAAUGGCUCAAUGGGUUGGCCAGAGACCUAAAAAUUCUCGAACGAGAAGAACAAAUGUAGUUCCGCCUGUUAUCAAGCAUGCUGAAAGCAAGCUCUCUGCUCAAGGUUUUGCUGCAUCUGAUUUUAGUCCUAGAGCAUCUCCUGGAACCACUGGCCCACUCUCAGUUGUUGAUAGUAGCCCUUUAAGAAUGAAAAGGGAGCUGAAGAAUGCUUCAUCGCCGUAUGGUUUCUCUGAAAGCGAGGACUCAGGGGCUGGAGACAACAAAACAAGAGAUCGUGCUCUUGCGAGUGGCGACUUGUUCCCAACUCCUAAAACAGGGUCACCGUUAUUUCCUGUAAGGAAAAAUAAAAUGCAAACGAGUCAUAAAGGAGGUGGUGCAUGGAAGCAAGGGAAGAGUGAAAGUGUUUCGUCAUUGACAACUCCUGGCUUUCAUCCUGUGAUGGUUAAGUCAGAGAAUCUAACACUAGAGAAGCCUCUGCACAAUGUCAAGAUUGCUUCAGAUAAGAAUCGAAGCAAAUGUGGGCGUCCACCAGCGAAAAAGGUUAAAGAUCGUAAACCUUCUACGCGGCGUGUCUCAAAUUCGAUUUCCACUCCAGAUAUUACAGGUGAAUCUGAUGAUGAUCGUGAAGAUAUUUUUGCAGCAGCUAAUUCAGCACGGAAGGCAACGAAUCUUGCUUGUUCUGGUAAGUUUUGGAAAAAGAUGGACCACAUCUUUGCUGCCAACGCAGAUGACAUGCAAAACAUAAAAGAUCAGCUGAAUUUUGCAGAAGAACUCGAUGAAUCUCUGUCAGAGGCAAUCUUAGAUGGCUAUGCCAUCAUGGGUAUCAAAUUGCCGAAAGCACCACAUCGCCCUGGUGAGGGAGUUUUUGACUAUUCAGGUCCAGCGUCGUCAUGUAUAUCUGAUCUUUCAUUUGAGAGAUUGGACAUGAGAAAGUUGAAUGAGAGUACUCCGUUGUAUAAGAGGGUACUUUCCGCCUUAAUCGAGGAAGAUGAUGGAGAAGAAGUUGUACAAUUCAACGGAGGGAAGAACCUGUCUCUUCAUUAUGCUAGUGAUGAUUCUCACUCUGGUUCAUGUACCUAUAUCGACACCGAGUUCAGAGAGAGAGACAGAAUGGAAUUUGAAGUAGAGUCGGAUUUUCAGACCCCCAAGAGCUGUUUAUUUGACAGAUUUUCCAGUGAGAGGAGUGUUGUGUCUAAUCCACUCAGAAAUGGUAGCAUGUCUAUAUCUGUCCAUAGCAAUGAACAGUGGACUGGGGAUGAUUAUAUUUCACAUGCGGAUGCUGCACUCGGCGGCGGUGAGACAUAUUUAAAUAGCCUGGGUCAGUUCCAAGCUAGGGAAGUGAACGUUCCCAACUUCUCAGUAUCUGAUACACAGUAUCAGCUUAUGUCUUUGGAUGAGCGACUUCUUCUGGAACUACAGAGCAUUGGUGUGUUCCCUGAGGCCAUGCCUGAUCUGGCUGAAGAAACUAUGAGCACAGAUGUUAUGGAGUUGAAGGAAGGCAUUUAUCAGCAGAUCCGAAACAAGAAGAAAAAGCUGGAGAAGCUAAAUAUUAGCAUUCAGAAGGGGAAAGAUGUUGAGAAAAGGAAAACUGAGCAGCUUGCUAUGGACCAGCUAGUGGAAACAGCUCACAAGAAAAGAAUGGCAUCCCGUGGAAAUAAAGCAUUGAAAGUCCACAAGGUCACAAGACAAGUGGCACUGGCGUUCAUCAAGCGGACACUUGCCAGGUGUCGCAAGUUCGAAGAAACUGGGCUUAGCUGUUUUGCUGAUCCUGCGCUUCAAGACAUAAUGUUUUCAUCUCCCAGCAACGAUGCAAAAUCAUCAGAAAACGGCGGCUCUGGAACUGCCAGUAACACGCUCAAUGAACCUUCUAAUAACCAGACCGAGGCCAAGGGCUCAGGUGCAGUGUCUAGUACAAAGAGGAGAGAAGCAUUGGUAGACGACAUUAUUGGAUGCGCUUCUUCCAAAGUGACAACGAGUAUAGAUAGCGCGGUUCUUAGUGGAGGAGGUUUUAGGAACAAGAACAAACCGAAACCCCAAGAAAAGAACAACAACAGCAAGAACAACGAAAACCAAUCAAGAUCGACAACAACAACAACUCACCCAACAGGUCCUAUAAGCAGAGGCACGUCGAACCGAGGAGGUGUCUCUGGAGAUGGUGCAGCAGCAGUAGAUGAGGAAGCUCCAAUAGAUUUCUCAAAGCUAGCGUUCCAUGAUCUAGAGGAAAUGGAUGAGCAGGCAGAUAUAGGAAACUGGUUCGAGGGUCUUCAGGAUAUUGAUACAGCAGGGCUUGAUGAAGUUCCUAUGGAUGAUCUCUCUUUCAUGUUUGGAUAAAAGGAGGAACAUACUCGACACAGAGAGAUGAAUUGAGCUGAUGCAUACCCUCAUCAUAAGUAAAAAAUUUAAUUUCUUAAGUUGUAUAUUUGUACUGAAUAGUGAUUAUCUGCCGUCAAGGCGAGUACUAAACUAUGAUCUAGUAUAAAUGUAUUUCCAUUUUUCAAAAGAAUAGUAUUUCUUUGAUUUA